GGCACUUCUUCGGCUGAGCUCACUGCUGUCCUCUCUUCCUUCGCUGCCGCUGGCCUCUUUUCAGUCGUCUUCCCACCAGCUCAGUCCCUCUGUCUCUCUCUCUCACUCUCUCGUUCUUUUCAUCCGCAAUUCACCCCGUGGAUUUCUUCGCCGUCUCAGUGGCAGCCCAAGCGCUGUCGUGACUCGCCGGCUGCCACUGCAAGGGAAGGAGAGAACCGUUGGUAGAAGAACAGAGAGCGAGACAGACCAAUCAAUGAUUUCUGAGACACCGAAGAGAGGCAGCGGCAGCGCUUUUCCUACCCCGUUCAGGUUUAAAGGGAGAUUUUCUUCAAACUGGUCUUCUGAAGCAUUUCAUUCCUGUCUUUCCUUUGCAAAGUGAGGACAACUAAUUGAAGGGACAGCUGGUGACACAUUGAGGACUGUUCUCACCCUCCCCUCUCGCCUAAAAACAGCCAACCACUUGGGACCCGACAGGAGCGUUUCGAUAAAAACUUCAAUGUUUACCAAAUAAUUGAUCUCCUUCGCAAAUGAUAAUGCUGGACACCAAUCACUGCGUGUCCUUUGAACCCUCCCCUCCGGGGUCUCCUCCAAUAGGGGAGGACAUGGAGAAGGAGGGCCUGAAGAUGGAUCUUGACAGACAUGUCUAUCACAGUCUGAAAGAAGUCCUCCAGCUCAAACUCCAGCAGAGACGCACACGAGAGGAACUGGUUAGCCAAGGGAUCAUGCCACCACUGAAGAGCCCAGCAGCUUUUCACGAACAGCGGAGGAGUCUGGAGCGAGCAAGGACCGAGGACUAUCUGAAGAGGAAGAUUCGGAGUCGUCCUGAACGCUCUGAGCUGGUCAGGAUGCACAUUCUGGAAGAGACGUCAGCAGAACCGUCCCUACAAGCCAAGCAGCUGCAGCUGAAGCGAGCUCGACUGGCCGACGACCUCAACGACAAGAUCUCCCAUCGACCGGGUCCCAUCGAACUGGUUCACAAGAACAUCCUGUCUGUGGCCUGUGGCCCUGUGCAGCAGUCACUGCUGGAUUCUCCAAAGGGAGCAGGGGGAGAGAGCUCCUCACUGGAUGAAGACAGCAGCGAUGCACUGUCUCCAGACCAGCUCACAAAUCACGACUCCCCCCUGAGCGCCGUCCCUCAGCUGUCGCCCUCAGACACACUCACCCAGAACGGAGACAUGUCACCCACACAGUUCCUGACACAGCCGCCUCCUCCUCCUCCUCCCCCACCACCACCUCCCCAGGUCAACGGGUCUGAUACUUCCCCACUUCCAAAAGGUACAAACGGAACAACGAUCACCUCGCCAACCUCCCGGCCCUCUGUGGGACAUGUCAAGCAGUCUCAGGCUAAGACGGGUUCAGAACGUCCUCCGCAGAGACUCAAGAAGGCCAAAGACAGCAAACCCAAGGUGAAGAAGCUGAAGUACCACCAGUACAUCCCGCCAGACCAGAAGGCAGACAAGGAGCGUCCACCGCAGAUGGACUCGUCCUACGCGAAGCUUCUCCAUCAGCAGCAGCUCUUCCUGCAGCUGCAGAUCCUCAGCCAGCAGCAGCAGCAUUACAACUACCACACCAUCCUGCCCGCCCCUCCCAAGCCUCCAAAUGAGCAGCCCCCCACCACCAACUCCGGGCCCUCCCCCUCUCGCAGCCUUCCUACGACCGCCACCCCCCCCUCCACUGGGCAGACCGGAACCCUCCGUCAGAGUCAGACUGCAGUGGCAGGAGCCAAGCCGAGCACCCUGCCCUCCAACCUGGACGAGUUCAAAGUUGCCGAGUUGAAACAGGAACUGAAAUUGCGUGGUUUGACCGUCUCAGGCACCAAAAACGAUCUCAUUGAGCGGCUCCGAAACUACCAAGAGCAAAAUGGGGCCAUGACGGCAGCCCUGAAAAAUGGCACCUCACACGUGAGCCAGCAGAGCGCAGCCCCCGCCCUGAACACCUCCACAUCCGCUACUACUGCAACCACCCCAGACCACCAGUCAACAGAGCCCAGCUUUAAGGUCUCUUUGUCCUCAUUGGCUCAAGUGGUGCCAGGGCGGGUGAUGCGUUUUGGCAGCACCAGCUCCAGCCCCCCAGUGUCGCCUACGCCAUCUGAACGCUCACUGGCCGGGAUGAGUCCAGAUGAGACCAGCAGUAACGGAGACAUGUUUGGAGAGAUGGUGAGCUCUCCGCUAACUCAGCUCACCCUCCACCCAUCUCCUCAGCACCCCUCCGCUCUAUCUCCACUCUCCAAGGUUAAAGAGGAAACCCAGAACUCAUGCAGCUUCUCAAAGCUUUCAUCCACCUUAAGCCAGACCCAGGAAUCUCAGUCUGGAGUUGCCAUGGACACAUCCUCCAUGGACAAAGACCAGAUGCUCCAGGAGAAGGAUAAACAGAUUGAGGAGUUGACUAGGAUGCUGAGGCAGAAGCAGAGGCUGGUGGAGACGCUCAGGUCCCAGCUGGAGCAGGGGAAGAUGGUGGGUGGAGUCGCAGUCAAGAAGGAAGGCAGCGAGAAGAGCAAAACGAUACCAUCACAGGUGAAAAUUCAAACUCUGAUAAAGGCCUCGGCCAUUCAGCCCCCCACACUCCCCAACGGCAUGGUGGUGAAGGUGAAGAAGGAGAUGGAGCCUGAGGAAGGGAUGGAGGGAGUCACAGAAUCCCAGGCUAAGAAAGUGGCCCAGCCCAUGCAGUGCUCUCAAGAGACUCUGCUCAGGCUGCAGCAGAUUCACAGACUGCAAGUCCAGCAAGCCGAGCAGCACAAGCAGCAGCUGCAGCCCAAACAGCAGCCCGCUCAGGUGCAAAAAGCAGGCGAGACUAAGUCCAACCCCCAGAAACAACAACAGCAAAAGAAAGAAAACCAAAUCCUGCUCCAUCAGCAGCAGCUGCAGCAGCUCAUCAUCCAGCAAACUCAACAGAAACAGCUCCAGACCCAGCAGAAGUUAGCUCAGCAGAAACUCAGCCAGCAGAAGCCUGUGCAGCAGAACCAGCUGAAACAAGCCACCCAAGGACAAGUCCAAGCCCAGCAGAAGAACCAGGUUCAGCUGAAGCAGGUUCAGGUACAGAUCCAGAACCAGACAGCGGCCAGUCAGAAGCCUGCGGGGAACCAGACUCAGCAAAAGAAACAACAGAAGGCUCAGCAGAGGCAGCAGCAGAAACAACAGACAGCAGCUGUUUCCACACAGCAGGUGACCCCGGUCUUCAUAAACCAGCAGAAUGGGACCCAGAUCCACACUCAGGCCAUUUCAUUAGACCUCUUAAAGGCCAACGGUGCCCCGACACUGGUCACCGACAGCAACGGCAACCACUACCUAAUCGCUCUGACCAGUCACACCACAGACGGACAGAACCGAGUGUCCUCAUUGGCCAAAACCAAUGGACGUAUUACGCUGCAGAGAUUGCAGUCAACUCCAAGUAAACUCCCCAGCAGUGACAGCCAGUCAAAAGAGCAGCCAGAGGCGGAGCCUGCCAGUCAGCCAAUCAAAAAGGGACAGAAGGCGGGGCUACACCUGGACACCAAUGGCGUCCCACAGCCCAGCCUGUCCGUCACAGCUCCACCCAACCUGCAGCCUUUCUUUGAUGACAUGUCUGACAGCGAAAGCCAAAGCAGCAUAAUCUCAUCUCUCAAGAGAGAGGUGUGUCCUCCGUACGACCGGCACACCCUGUUCACCCCUCCCUCUCCCAAACCCAACACCUCCCUCUCUACUCAAUGCUCCAAACAGGAGAACGGCGUGAACAGUCAGCAGAUGGACGACCUGUUCGACAUCCUGCUGAAGAGUGGAGAAAUCCCCGGCUUCAAAUCCAACCCGGACCCCUCCCUCGCCCCUCUCCACUCGGACCCGCCCUCCCCUUCGUCUCCCCUUUCCCCACUCCACCUUUCCCCUCCCACCCCCACAGAGCCCGCCCCCCUCAUCUGCCCCCAGCCCUCCAUGCGAGAGCCCUGCACAGGCAGCGGUCGCCUGGAGGACUUCCUGGAGAGCACCACGGGCGCCCCUCUGAUCGGCGUGGAGCCGGACGGCGGUCUGACGCUCAUCGACGACCUCCACAGCCAAAUGCUGAGCACGCCCAGCAUCCUGGACCAUCCCCCCUCGCCAAUGGACACGUCCGACCUGGGUUUCUCACCACAUUCUACGGGGUUGGACUUUGGCGACCCCACCCUGGACAGCAUGGACUGGCUGGACAUCUCCAUGGUGGGGGGUGGCGCCGGGGAGGGCAGUGGCGGCACCGGCGGGGGUAGAGAAGGAGGAUCGGGGGUGGGACAAGGAGACGGAGGGACGAGUCUGGCCCCGUUGGCGCCACAAACCCCUCCCAGCGUCUUCUCGGCUGAUUUUCUAGACAGCACGGACCUGCAGCUGCACUGGGAGUCCUGUUUGUAGCCCCGCCCACAGACGCGCACAGACGGACACGCUGGCUCACGCUGCGUACAGGCGCCGUCUUUUACUUCGUGCACAUACAGAUAUGGAUACUGUACCACUGCGGGGGUCUCUGGCAUAUGCAAACACAUAUUAACGCACAGUUUGCCCUGUCUUUCACUGGCUGUUACCGAAUGCAGGAUGAGGUGAUGACGUUCACAGAGCGGACUUGAAUUUGGUGACGUUUACUGUAAGUUUUCUUUGAUUUUUUAUCCUCUGGGAGUUCAUCCAGAAAAGCCAAAGCUGAUCCGAUCCCACCUCUGUGUCACGAACCAGCAGGCAGCUGUAGGUCACUGAAGGAGCGUCGUCCGAGCCUAACGAGGGACUGUCGGUGGCGUUCGCUCGAGUGCGUGUGUUCAGUGCCUCUGAAAUUUUUUGCACUUAUGCUGAAAUCUGAUUGGUUGAAAUGGGGGAGUUCGCCACGAGCCGCCUCGUGUUUAAUCGAUCGGCUGAGCCCUUUGAUGGUGUGUGAAAGGCAGCUGCCGUGGCCUCACCGUGGCAACGUGACCCCACCCACACUAGUCAAAAGCAAAAAA
Messenger RNA from Sphaeramia orbicularis (orbiculate cardinalfish), 4921 nucleotides. It is a transcript of the gene mrtfab, whose product is annotated as myocardin related transcription factor Ab. Gene Ontology annotation, biological process: positive regulation of transcription by RNA polymerase II; smooth muscle cell differentiation. The transcript has 18 exons. NCBI's taxonomy places the organism in Eukaryota, Metazoa, Chordata, Actinopteri, Kurtiformes, Apogonidae. Gene Ontology annotation, molecular function: transcription coactivator activity. Bases 528 to 4349 code for a protein of 1273 amino acids. The record is from RefSeq and is a predicted model, not a curated record. Gene Ontology annotation, cellular component: nucleus.